Messenger RNA from Volvox carteri f. nagariensis, 705 nucleotides. RefSeq lists its product as uncharacterized. Lineage: Eukaryota; Viridiplantae; Chlorophyta; Chlorophyceae; Chlamydomonadales; Volvocaceae. The transcript has 6 exons. The record is from RefSeq and is a predicted model, not a curated record. The coding region runs from base 1 to 705 and encodes 234 amino acids.
AUGAAAACCAUUCUGCGCACGCCAGGCUGCGCAAGACCCCAGAAGGGCUUACCCCACCCAUAUCGACCUAGAGUACACCUAGCAGUGACCUUUCCUAAUCCCGCUCAGCACCCGGCAACGCCACGACGCAGCAUUCCUGCCUACAGCUUCUUCGAUGGCCUUAAAAACCUGUUGCCGGGAAGCGGCGGCAACAAGACUCAGCCCAGCAGACAACAACAGGAGGAGCCACUGGAUGAAGAGGAGGAUGAGGGUUCUGAGAUGAUGCGUUUGGACUCAGAGAGCGGCGGGCUGGCUGAGGACCAGAGCGCGUUCGGUCCGCUGGCGGUCCUGCUGGUGGGGUUCAUGGCUGAGGAGGUGGAGCAGUUCCGUGGGCUCAUGUUGGAGAUGGAGGCGGACAUGGUCAAACAAGCGUUGGAGACGGAGUUCCCACAGUACGAACAGCCGCCACUGGGCACCCGACGCACAGUCUUUCUGAGCGGUAUGAUCGGAGCUGAAGUGGUGGAGGUGAUUGCGGCGUACCGGGAGGCGGGCAUGCCCCCGACUGUGUGGGCUGCUGCGGUUCCCAACAACUACACCCGGGUGGUGAGGGAGCUGGUGGAGGAGGUGCAUGCGGAUAACGCCGCGAUGAUGCGGCGAGCUCAGGAGGAGCAGGCCCGUCAGGCGGCGCUGCAGGAGCUGGAAGGAGAGGAAAAGCAGCAACGGUAG